Messenger RNA from Syngnathus typhle (broad-nosed pipefish), 1097 nucleotides. It is a transcript of the gene vox, whose product is annotated as ventral homeobox. The transcript has 3 exons. Gene Ontology annotation, molecular function: RNA polymerase II cis-regulatory region sequence-specific DNA binding; DNA-binding transcription factor activity, RNA polymerase II-specific. Bases 215 to 967 code for a protein of 250 amino acids. Gene Ontology annotation, biological process: regulation of transcription by RNA polymerase II. The record is from RefSeq and is a predicted model, not a curated record. Lineage: Eukaryota; Metazoa; Chordata; Actinopteri; Syngnathiformes; Syngnathidae.
UUCACACACUCACAGGAUAUGGAAAGACUUCAAUAACGAGCCAUUAAGUUCUAAUCGUGCGGAUCGAUCGGGCGUUAACAAGACGCUCUACAUAUGCAAAUGAGCGCGCUGGCCCAUUCCCUAUAAAGCCGAUCCCACGGGACUUGCUGCCACUCACUCACACACACACUUCCAUUGACACUUGUUGGGCACGUCACUAGCCAGGAACGAGAAUAUGGUGAAGUACUUUUCUGUGGAUUGGCUCGCCCGGAGCCACCACGACAAGGCGCUCGAGGAGAAAGAAGGGGCUGCAAUUGCGAUGGACAGUGUGGCCAACUGCAAGCCGCACAUUCCCUGCAUGGUGCAGCCGAGCCCGCCUGCCUACGGCAAAAGUUACGUGCAGCCCAAACCAAAGUCAUCCAAGCCUGCAGAGCCGAUGGAGACCACACGCUGCACAUCACCAAUUUCAGAAACAAGCGACUACUCGUCUGGCUACGAUAGUGAAGCCGCUUCCUCCGAGUGCAUAGACGAGGCGGAGGCUGCGGCGGCGGCGGCGGCCGGGAAAGACAGCGCUCAGCGUCGAGUGCGCACCAAAUUCACCCCGGAGCAAAUCAACAGACUGUUAAAGAUCUUCAACAAGCACAAGUACCUGGAUGCUGGCGAGAGGGUGAAGACAGCGCGCAAGCUGGGGCUAACUGAAACGCAGGUGAGGACCUGGUUCCAGAAUCGGAGGAUGAAACUCAAGCGGGAGGUGCAGGACCUCACUCCUCAAAUCCAACCGGUCAUGUUUCAACAUAUGCAUCCGAUUCAGUACCACGCCGUUUCUGGACAGCAAAGCCACUUCCCAGCAGCCGGAGCAGCAUUUUACCCCGUGGUCCCUCUGCCGCUGCCGCCGCCGCCGCCGCCGCCGCACCUGGUCCUGCAACAGCAGCAUAUGGCUCCUCACCCAGGGCCCCGUGUUAUGAUCCACAGCUCACAUUUCUACUAAGAGACUCUUCAAACACAUCCCACCCAAACACUUAAGUCUGUUUUCUUGCAUGAUUUCAUGCAAGACUUGUAUAUAAUUGCAGAAAAAAAAGUUUAUUUAACAGCCGAAUAAAAUGUAUCUUUGUAACGCA